GCAUCCACCUCACCCCUCUCUCCUCAGCUCUCCACGUUGGGCACUCCUCGCUCCAUUAAAAUCUGGGAUCCUUACGACGUCCUCGCUCCUCCUCCUCCUUUGUCCAUGGAUCGUGAUCCCACGCUGCUGCUGGAGGUUUUCCUUAUUAGCCACGGGGAGUGCGACUUGAAUUUGAGGCCGGAUUUGGUUGGCGGUAGGUGCCACGGAGUGGCCUUGACUGCAAACGGGAAGCGCCAAGCCAGGGCUCUCGCUGUCUUGUUCAAUUCUCAAGGUGUCAGCUUCACUGCUGUUUAUUGCUCGCCAUUGGAUCGGGCAAGAUCGAUGGCCAUGUCAGUUUGUCAGGAGAUGAAUUUUGCUGAGGAUCAGAUACAAUCAUCGGAUGCACUUCUGGAGAUGAGUAUGGGGCACUGGGAAGGCUGCCUCCGAUCACAAACAUACACACCAGAAAUCUUAAGCCUAAUUGAAAGGAACCAGCCUGAUUUUUCUGCACCUUCUGGAGAAUCACUCAGGCAAGUGGAAUUUCGGAUGGUUGAGUUCUUGAAUGGGACUCUCCUUGGACUUCCUCAACAAUUAAGACCACAACUUUUGUCAAACCACAUUCAAGGUUUUUCACUCCAGCACACUCAUUCUCUAACCAACUCUGUCCGUGACAGAGAUGGAUCUUCUCUUCCUCCACCCUUUCCCAGGCACCGGCAUGGACUGUUGAAAAAGAAGUCUGAUAAGAGCAGGCUACAAUUUGUGUCUAAUACUGGCGGUGAUCAUGAUGCUGAUGAUGAAAUGUCUCCUCGGGAAGCCAACCGUAAAUCUGACAUCCAUGGCUUAAAUGUUGUCAGAAGUACCUCUUCCCUCGCUUUACCCUCCUCUAUGUCCUAUUGUGUUGGUGUUUUCACUCAUUCUAUGCCAAUCAAGUGUCUUGUUACAGGCGUCCUUGGGUGCAGCCCAGCAAUGUCACAUAAGAUCUGCAUCGAAGAUUCUUCUGUAACUGUAUUACAGCAUUCAUGGAAAACAGGUUGGCAGAUAAAACGGUUGAAUGAUACUGCACAUCUUAGGCUUCUCUAGUCGGAGAAUUCUGUUAUCAUACAGUGGUGCAGUGGAAAUUUCUGGUGAAAAAGGUGGAAACUUUUUAACUAUUGACCAGAAGUUGGAAUCGCUAAGCCUCAUCAUCGGUUGAAUUUGUAUGUUGCCAUUCGAGUUCAAGCUCUCUCUCACUUUAAUUGGUGAUUCUUCCAUACUUGGUUAUAGCAUUCAAUAUAAUUAUUUUCAGAUU
Rubroshorea leprosula is the source of this 1267-nucleotide messenger RNA. Lineage: Eukaryota; Viridiplantae; Streptophyta; Magnoliopsida; Malvales; Dipterocarpaceae. The record is from the annotation of a GenBank genome assembly.